CCAUUUUUUAUGGUAUUUUUUGAUUUUUAAAUUGUUUUAUGGUAUUUUUUUAUGACAUAUUUGUGUAAACUUAAUUUUAAAACUCAUAUUUAAUGUUUAGAUACAUUAUUAAAAAAAACAAUUUAAAGCUAUUUCUUCUCCUCCAUUACUUGCCUCAUCCCUUAAUAGUCCACCUACCCACGUCUAUACACAGCGACACAUCCAGCAAUCGGUAGCGGCGACCCACACAUCUGACGACUGACGACUCAAAUGGACCCUGAGAUCUCCACCAACAAAACCUUAAAGGAUUGAAUAGAUUCCAUGGUUGUUGGAGAUCUAGAUCUGCACCGUAAUUGGAGCUCCACUGCCUGGUCCCGAACUCUUACAUAUUCUGAGUGACAAUGUAAAUUUCGACGACUUUUUUGGCACCAUCAGCAACUCUAGUGACUUUCUGUCACUGUCAGUAAAUUCUGACGACUUUUUCGACACGACAGUAGCUCUCUGGCAACUAGGUUGGUGUCUUAGAGCUUUUAAGAAAGAUGUAAAAUUUAUAUGAGUUUUAGUUUUUGUAAUUAUUUUUUAUUAAAAAACUAGUUUUCGAUUAUAUAGAAUUAAUUGGUUUAUUAAUUUAUUGUCUUAAUAAAAUUAUUUAAAUAUUAUUUUAGUUUUUGUAAAAAAAAAUAAAAAAUAAAAUAAAAUUCAGUUGACAUUAAUUUUUUAUUCUAGCAUUUUAUUUUUCAAAAAGAAAAAAAAACACAAUUUUAAAGUUUUUAUAUGGCAUUUCUUCUUACAUAUAAUAAUUUUUAUCCAUAUUUAUUUAUUUCUUUUAAAAAAAAAUGUAAUAUUUUGUACAAUUAAAUUUUUAUGCCAUAUAUAUAUAUAUCAAAACUUGUAUUUAUUUUUCUAUAUUUUUGUAAAUAGCACAAUUAAUUAUUUUAAAAAAAUUAUUAAUUAUGAUUAAUUUAAUUCUUAAAAAAAUUACCUAUUGAUAACUUACUAAUACAGGUAAAAAAAAUAUAAUAAUAAAAAUAUUAUCAUUGAGCAAUCACCCUUAUAUCCAUAUUAUAUAUAUACAUUUAACACUACCACAUAUUAACUAUAAAUUUUUUAUUGUAUUAUAAAUAUUAGAGUUUUCUAAAUUUUAAUGGGUUCCUCGUAGGUGCCCAAUGGAUAUAAUUAUGAAUUUUUUUACACCAUACUCCUAAUUAAAUAAAAAAUAUUACUUUUUAACAGUUGGUAGGAGUUUUUUUUACAUUUUUAGGGUUAUUAUCUGAUAUUUUCAUUAUUUUAAUGCCAAAUAAUUCAAACCUAAUCCUAGUGGAAUGCUAUAAAUAGAUAGUGAAGGCUUCAGGAAAUUUACACUUUUACUUCUGAUUUCCUUCAGAGAAAAACCUGAGCCUUCUCUCUCUAUACCUAGCCGCCACCUUCUUCUCUUUCUUCCCUCUUCAAUUUUGAAAUUACUUAGUGUUAGAGUAGUGUCCACACACAGCAAGUGAUACCUCAAUCAUAGUGAGGAAGAUCGUGAAGAAAGAUAUUCAACAAGAAGGAGUUUCAGCACUAAAGAAGGAGAGAAAUAGAUCUAGGUUCAGAUAUUGAUAAUGCUCUGCUACAGAAAGGAAUCAAGGGCUAGAUAUCUGAACGGAAGGAGUCAUAUUAUUUCGCUGCACCCAAUGAUUUAGCAACGGACGAAACCUAGUUUGGAUGUGCAAGACCCAGAGUAAUAACACCAUCUUUUAAGAUAGAAAGUUACAUGGGAAAGAUCAACUGCCAAAGAUUGCCGAUUCUUGAAGAUCACUGGGAACUGAUGUGUGUGCUUCUGGCGAGAAAGAUGAUACAAAGAGUAGAAGACAUAAAAGUUUUGGCGUUUUCAGUUUUGGAGGCAAAAAUUGGAUAUAGAAUUGUAUUUGAAUUUUAGUUCUAAAAAUGAACCGCAACUCGAGAGUAUUUUCUUUCAAUGGAUGAGAAUUUUAAUUUAUUUUACAUUUUUUCUAAGAAAAAAAAAACAAAACAAAUUCUCCUGUAAUAUUCCAUAAAACCUCUUUUUUUUGUUAACCCAUUUUAUUUUUACCUUUCUUUUCUAUAUAUUUAAUUUAUAACCUCUUUUAUUUAUUAUAUCCCGAUUAUACGUUUAUGUAAUGAAAAAAACCUUCCUCACUUUUAGUGUGUUAACACCUUUGAUGUGUUUAUCAAGUGUAACUAUAGUUUUCUUCAGUAUAAUGUAUAAUCCAUACUAAAAUUUUGGGUAAAUCCCCAUGUCAGAAAUAAUAAUAGCUUCAUUCUAAUCUGUGAUAUCAAAAUCUUUCUGCUCCGACAAAAUAACCAUUAAAAAAUUUGGUCCUCUACAUUUAAGCAACAUAGUAAUCAUUAUGUUUGUUUUUCAGCUAAAGUUUAUUGUACUUGCUCUGUUGAUCAAUAAAAUAUCGUCAUUCAGGUAAAUGAUUAGGCAGUUGGAUAAAUUACAUAAUUCAUUGGCAAAAACCUACCUUCAGACAUAAUUUUGGUCGAGGAUCUUUGAUUGGUAGAACUUAAUCCUUGGAUACAAUCCACCAUCGAACUUUUUUCAUACGUGUUUCUUUGUUGACGAUUUCGUGUGUAAGUUCACAUUAGUCCAGUGUCUGCUCCAUUUUGGCACCAUUCUAAAUUACCUUAACUACUAGUGUUAUUUCCUGAUUAACCAAAAGUAGUUGCCAAAGGUAUAUGAGAACGCUAAGAUUUACAAGGAAAGAACUAAAAGGUGGCAUGACCGGAACUUAGUCAGGAAGGAGUUUCAACCUGGGCAACAAGUUCUACUUUUCAACUCAAGGCUGAAGUUGUUUCCUUGUAAAUUGAAGUCACGGUGGUCAGGGCCAUUUACAGUGGUUAAAGUGUUUCCUUAUGGAGCGGUGGAAUUGAAAGGUGAAGGCCCUAAUACUUUCAAGGUGAACGGGGCAGCGGUUAAAGCUCUACUUGGGAGGUCAAAUUGAUCAAACCAAGUUCGCCAUGAUUUUGGCGCCACUAUGAAGACUCAAUCAACGUCCAGCUGUGCGACGAUAAAGGCAACGCUAAUUGGGAGGCAACCCAAGUGUUCUUUAUGGUUUAGUUGAACUCUUUUAUUUUGUUUUAGUGUUAUUUUCUUUUUCUGUUCUGGCUAGUUUUCUUUAAGAAACUGGUAAAACAAUCUUUAGUUUCUUGUUAAUUUAGUAUUGUAUAUAUAAAAAAAAAAAUUAAGGUACGACCAAGUGGCCGCGGCCAGAUGUAGGCCGCCGCGGCCAAAAGGGUCUUACAGGGGGCCUUUUUUUCGAAGUAUUUUGGCCGCGGCGAGGGAAUGUAUGGCCGCGGCCAAAAGGUCUGGGCAGAAUGGCCAAUUUUUGGGCCUAUUUGGCCGCGGCGAGCCCAUUUCUAGCCGCGGCGAGAUGGGUCACACGGGAUUUAAAACCCAAAAUUCCAACACAUUUCAAACUUCAAUCUUUUCUCAACCCUAACCAUCUCCACGCCGAAUACCCCUCUCCUACACCAUUUUUCUUCUUCAAAUUCCAUUUAAAACCUUUUUCCAUCAAAUCUAACCAUAAAUUUUCAUCCCAAAUCAUCAUAAACCAUUAUUUCUCUCAUCAAACACUCUUUUCCUCUAAAAAUCCAACCCUAAAUCCCUAUAACCUCACCCAAAUUUCAAAAAUCACUAUUCAUCUUCUUCUUCCUCACAAAACUUCAAGACUUUCUUCAAUGGAGGUUGAAUAAAGAUGGAUUCUCAUUGAGGUAACAAUUUUGAAUCUCUCUAUAUAAGUUUUAUUGGAUUAUUUGUGGAUUGUUAGAGAAUUUUGGACUUUUUGUUGGAUUUUUGAGAUUUUUGCUCCAUACAUUGUUAAAAAUUAUUGUUGUGAGUAGAAUUGAGUUUGUUUGUGAAAGGGUUAAUUCCCGGGAAGUGGAUUUUUAAGGGGAAGUGCUGUCAAAAUUUUAAAAAAAUCUUGAGAGUUAGAAAAUUUGAGGUGAGAUGGGUCCUAAAAGAUCAAGAGUGAGUGAACAAGGGGGAACCUCAUCAUCCAACCCACCUAGGGGUCGCUCUAAUCUAGAUAGAGUAAGGUUUACCAAUACGGAUGCUCAAGAGCGGUUUUUGAAAUUGAAAGAUAGGGCAUUUAUUGAAGAUAGAUGGAUUGAUAUUGUUAACCUGAGCCAAACUGCAAACAUUCCUGCUGUAUUUGCGUCCAUUAGAGAUCAAAUCUUAAAUAGGCAGUGGACUAAGCUCGUGGAUGUCACCGAGCGUAGCAACCAAACCUUAGCUUUAGAAUUCUUAGCCAACUGGCCAGAAAGAGAGGAUGACAAAGUGAGAGUUAGGGGGGUUAAAGUGCCUGCUUCCACAGCUGAAAUUCAUGCUCUUUAUGAGCUCCCAACCUUCACUGUAGAACAGCAACCUUUGAAGCAGCAAUUUCGGGCAAAAAGUUUGGAUUAUGUGGAUAUAGCCGAAACUCUAGGGUAUCCUGGACUUAGAUUUCAUACAUAUGAUGGAGAACCAUAUCAAUUGUUUCGGUGUGAACUCAACCAGGUAGCCAAGGCGUGGCUAUACUUUGUUAGUGCAAGGAUGCUCCCGAACAAACAUUUUUCGGAUGCUCAGAUGGACAGGCUUAAGUGGGUGUAUGGAAUUAUGAAAGGUUAUAAUUUGAAUGUGGGGGACAUCAUUCGAGUGACAUUUGAUAUAAUGGUUGAGGGGUCUUGUGGUGGUGGACUUGGGCUUGCUUGCAUUAUCACCGAUCUGUGUGAGAAACAUGGAGUACCACAGUACUCUUAUGAUACCAAGGUAGCGCCACAACGCAGUAUUAACUUAUCCACUGUUAUUCGACUCAAACCUCCUCACCCUCAUGGUCAACCGCCAGCUCAGGGAGAUCCUCCUGCAAGAGAACAAGAGGAGCAGGAAGACAUUGAACCACCACGUCUUGCUGGGCCUCUUGACCCAGCCAUGCAGUACACUCAUGAUCAGCUGAAUUAUCUGAUUCAGCAAAAUAUGCACAUGCAGAAUUACAUGGCCCAACGGAGUGUUUUCGAUGAGCAGCAGGUGGCCCAAUUGAACACACUUGUCACGAGGAUGAAUGUCGGUGUGGACGAUCCUAAUUACUUUGCCAUGCCACCCCGCUUCAACCCCUAUGAUCAGCCACCGCCGCCAAACCCCUUUUAAGGGGCUCAGGUAAGUUUCUCUCCUCCUAGUUUAUUUUCACACAUUGGGGACCAUGUGCAUGUUUAGUUUGGGGGGAGAGACUUAAUUUUUUCAGUUUAUUUAUUUUCGUUAAUUAGUUUUUUUUUUAGGGUCAUGUGUUGAUAUCUAAGUUGGAAGAUUGAUUGAACCACUGUUAUUCACUUGUGCAAUGGAUUAAAACAUAACUGUGUGCUUGAUUUGCAACUGUUUGAAUCAAGGUGGAUGUGUGUUAUGAGGUUGUUCAUGUAGAUAUAAAACAUUAGUUUUUGAUGCAUAUCACGUCUGUUCUAUUUGGUUUGUGGAAUGAUUGACUGUACAUGGAAUAGAAUUUGUUUGAUAUACUUUCUUGAAGCGAAAUCCUUGAUGAUUUUUGUUUGGAAAAUGAUUUAGGCAAGUUUUCUUUGGAGCGAUUGAGCCUUUUGAGCCUACCCGAACAUUUUACCAUAAUAUACCCAAAGUUGAGCCUUAACCUAUUCUAAAAAAAUUUCUCACCACUUAACUAAGCUAAACUCAUUAUCCUUAACUCUUUUCACUCUAAACAUACCUUAUUAUGCCAUGAGCCUUUAAGCAAGUUUAGGGGGAUAAAUUGUUGUAAGUGGGGAAAUAAAGUGUAUUAGUAAGGGAUUGAAAAAAAAGAAAGUAUUGUGUGUUGUGCCUCUAGUGAAAAAAUAGAGGAAGAAAAAAAAAAUAUGUGAUAAUGUCUCCUUGAAAAAAAAAAUAAAUAUGAAAAAAAUAUGAGGUACGCACAUUGGAAAAAUAUGCAAUCUCUUACUAUUGUCUUUGGGAUAUAUGAAAGAAGAAAAGAAAGAAAAUAAAUGUGGGUGCUUGCUUGGUUAAUAGUGCUUAUGGUAUAAUGUAGCUUAAAUGACUUGUCACCUACCCAUGUACCUAAGUCACGUUGUGAUAACCGAAAAAGACCUAUUGAUUCCAAAGAGAAAUCUGUCAACAUUAGUGGAGAGAGGCAUGUCAUUCAAACUUAUUGAUCAUGUGUUAGUGGAAUGUCGGGAAGUUUAGAACGGUUGUGAUAUGGACGGCAAUUGCGAUGUUUUGUGUUUGUAUGAAUUGCUUACUUCUAAAUUGUACAUCCAAAUUAGUUCUUAGAGUUGGCAAGUUGAAACUCUGGUUAUUGAUGGCUUGAAGUUGUGCAGGUGGUGGUAGCGGUUCAAUCGUCGGAAAGUUUAGUUAUCUAUUGUGUGUUUGUUUUUAGUUUGAGUCUUAGUUUUACUCGGGGGCGAGUAAAGAUUCAGUUUGGGGGAGUUUGUUAGGCUAUUUUUAGCCUAUAUUUUGGAUCUAUUUUAUGUGCGUUUUUCACUGUGUUGGGACGGAAUUACGCUUGUUUUCUAUGUUUUCAGGUUCUUUGGAAUAAUAGAGGUCUCGGAUGCAAAAAUUCAGUAAAAGACGAGCUGAGCCAAGGAAAACACGAUGUUUGAAGAAUUAUGCAUAUCUCGCCGCGGCUAGACACAGCUUGGCCGCGGCUAGAACACGAAAUAAAUGAGAGAUUUUGGGAGUUACAGUCACCGCGACGAGGGGAUGUAUGGUCGCGGCUAAAUACUAGUUGCAGAACUAGGUGUUUUCAGCAUUUAUCUGGCCGCGGCGAGCCCAUUUCUAGCCGCGGCGAGAUCCCGUACGGCCCAGGGGUAUUUUUGUCCAUCGAACUCUAAAAAUUAGUUAUAAAUAGAAAACUGCGAUUGGAAGUCAGGGGAAGCAAUUUGGAACCCUAAAACACAGCAGAGAGCGACAGGAAGAGCAUAGUGAUUCAAGUGACGAUCCAGAAUUCAUCCACCAACAGUUUCUUUCUUUAUUCCUCUUUAAUUUCUUUAUGUUGAAUAUUGUUAUAGGAAUGGUUAUGGAUCUAUUUCUGAACUAAAUUCCCCAUUUAGGGAGGAUGAUGAUUGUUGUUUAAUGUUUUGCCUAGUUAAUGUUUAAUUGCCAUUCCUUCA
Messenger RNA from Cannabis sativa, 7080 nucleotides. RefSeq lists its product as uncharacterized. NCBI's taxonomy places the organism in Eukaryota, Viridiplantae, Streptophyta, Magnoliopsida, Rosales, Cannabaceae. The record is from RefSeq and is a predicted model, not a curated record. The transcript is spliced from 3 exons. The coding region runs from base 3947 to 5122 and encodes 391 amino acids.